AUGGCUGGACUCAACCCACACGUGCCUCUGCAUCUUGCUCAAGCAUCCAUAUUUACUGGCAGAGGGUUCAACCGUCCUGAAGACUAUAAUCGUUAUCUUGUCAAAUUUCAAGAUCGUCCUCUGUGCCCUUCUGUGUAUCUUGAUUUAGCCCGAUUCAAUAGGUAUGAUAUGAAUAUUCCUAGGCUAAUCAAUGUUGUCGGUGGUCUGAUCUGCCUCUCGAUCAGUGCUAUGGCUUUCGUCCUGAAGCAGUUCGAAUUUGACUUGCUGUCGUAUCUGCUUGGGUAUCCUAUCCAAGGAGCCGAAGUUGUGGAUGAAGCUGACUUUCCUACUGUAGAAUUCAAUGAGAAUGAGGCUAUGCACCUAUAUGCCAGGGAUAUAGGAGCCUACCAUCCUGCCAGAUUAGAUGCAAGGUGUCUUCCGGAUGAUCUAAAGGUGUUGCAUUUCUACAUUACUCGAGUAUUUCUUCCUCGCUCUCAUGGACUCACUCGCAUCUAUCCCAUGGAUAUGUGGAUUCUUGCCAGGGCCAAAGAGAACAGACACAUCAGCUAUCCCCAUCUUAUGAUUGGUCACAUGAUGCAGUACUGUGAUGACUAUUUCUACGACGAGCUGCCUUUUGCUCCUCAAAUCACACUACUCAUGCGCUCCUUGGAUCUUGAUAUGCGCUACAAGGUUGCUCGUGUUAAUCUCAUCGAUUCUCUUUGGGAUCAGUUCGUUCUUCGUAAGGUCAAUGCUCUUGUAGGUCUGAGUCUUGCUGAUCUGGUGGAAGGAAUACCUGAAGAAGAAGAAGCAGAGGAGGCUAUGUCUGACAUCUCAGAUUAUUUGUCCUCACCUACUUAUCCGUUUUGA
Linum trigynum is the source of this 846-nucleotide messenger RNA. The record is from the annotation of a GenBank genome assembly. NCBI's taxonomy places the organism in Eukaryota, Viridiplantae, Streptophyta, Magnoliopsida, Malpighiales, Linaceae.